Molecule: messenger RNA, 979 nt
Organism: Austrofundulus limnaeus
Lineage: Eukaryota; Metazoa; Chordata; Actinopteri; Cyprinodontiformes; Rivulidae
Gene: dtymk
Product: deoxythymidylate kinase (thymidylate kinase)
Exons: 5
Coding region: 171-818 (215 amino acids)
Biological process (GO): dUDP biosynthetic process; dTDP biosynthetic process; dTTP biosynthetic process
Cellular component (GO): nucleus; cytoplasm; cytosol
Molecular function (GO): nucleoside diphosphate kinase activity; dTMP kinase activity; ATP binding
Source: RefSeq, a predicted model, not a curated record
UGCAGGCGAGACCCUUUCAAGAUGGCGGCCGCGCUGCUCCAGUUUCAGUCGGUAUGACUUCUACGCAUAUGGCUGUGAGCAGUGAUACGAACCUGUUUUCUUAGUUUACAAAAGCAGCUUCCUUAUUAUCGUUCUAAAACCUUCACUAAAGUAAUACUCAGUUGUUGGUGAUGGCAUCGAAAAGAGGCGCUCUGAUAGUUCUGGAGGGAGUGGACCGGGCCGGGAAAACGACGCAAUGUAAAAAACUGGUGGAAGCCCUGCAGCAGAGCGGCCGUCCGGCUGAGAUGAUGAGAUUUCCCGACAGGACAACAACCAUUGGACAGCUGAUCAGCUCCUACCUGGAGAAGAAAAGUGAUUUGGAGGACCACACGGUGCACCUGCUGUUCUCUGCAAACCGCUGGGAACUGGUGCCUUUGAUGAAGAAAAAGUUGGAGCAGGGCAUCACUCUGGUUGUGGAUCGGUACGCCUUCUCUGGUGCUGCUUUCACCAGCGCUAAACCUGGUUUCUGCUUGGACUGGUGCAUGAAACCUGACGUGGGACUGCCGAAGCCCGACCUUGUCAUGUUCCUGCAGCUGAACCCGGCCGAGGCGGCUCUGAGAGGCCAGUUUGGAAUUGAGCGAUAUGAAACCAGCGCGUUCCAAAAGUUGGUGCAGCAGAAGUUCCAGCUUCUGAUGAAGGAUCCUUCAGUAAACUGGAAGGUAAUCGAUGCAUCACAAAAUAUUGAGGAUGUUCAUGACAACAUCAAAAGCCACAGCCUUAAAGCCAUCAACACAGCAGAGAGAACACCACUGGGAGAGCUGUGGAAGUCAGUCAGCUAAGAAAUGUACAAAUAAUGUACACAGUUCGCUAACUGACUGUUUAUACAUCCAGUAUGAGAGAUCACACACAGAGUUGUCAAAGAAUCCGUUUUUAUUUUUUGUUUUGAAACUGCAUUUCUAUUAUUUCUAAGUUUUUGAUUAAAUAAAUAAUUUUCAACUAG